Molecule: messenger RNA, 738 nt
Organism: Magallana angulata
Lineage: Eukaryota; Metazoa; Mollusca; Bivalvia; Ostreida; Ostreidae
Product: 39S ribosomal protein L11, mitochondrial-like
Exons: 4
Coding region: 27-632 (201 amino acids)
Biological process (GO): translation
Cellular component (GO): mitochondrial large ribosomal subunit; ribosome
Molecular function (GO): structural constituent of ribosome; large ribosomal subunit rRNA binding
Source: RefSeq, a predicted model, not a curated record
CAAUCGGGAUCGAUAAUCAAAAAAGCAUGGCGUCGAAAGGUAAAAUAGCCGGAAAGCUUGGCAAAAAUGUCAAGAAAGCAGGCGCCAACAAACAAGAAUAUGCACCGUAUCUUAAAGUUAUCAUACCGGCAGGUUUAGCUGUCGCAGCACCACCGCUGGGUCCUCAGCUUGCUCAGAGAGGUGUUCAAAUAGCAGGAUUUUGUAAAGAUUACAAUGCAAUGACUGCUGAAUACAAGCCAAAGGUUCCCUUGAUAGCUGAUCUGAAAAUUAAUGUGGACAGAACUUAUAGUAUUUCCCUUGUGAGCCCUCCCACCUCAUAUUUCUUAAAGCAGGCGGCAGGUAUAAAGAAAGCAGCCAUGAAACCAGGGCAAGAAGUUGCUGGCAAAUUAUCUUUGAAACACAUAUAUGAAAUCGCAAAAAUCAAAGAGACUUCAGACAAUCGAUUCCGUGGAAUGUCGUUAGAAUGUAUUUGUAAGAGCUUAAUUGGACAGUGUCAUAACAUUGGAAUAGAGGUUGUGAGGGACUUAAAACCAGAGGAUUAUGGGAAAUUUCUAAAAGAGAGGGAAGAAAUUGUGAAAGAACAAGAAGCUGCAUUGGAGGCUAAGCGACAAGCAAAAUUGUUAAGACAAUAAUCGUACUUCAUAAUGAUGAUACAUGUACAUGUUCAAGGAUUUUUAUGUUACAGUGAAAUGUUUAUGACAGAAAUAAAAUAUUUAUGUGAAAUAUCUGUGUUUUAUA